Homalodisca vitripennis (glassy-winged sharpshooter) is the source of this 1553-nucleotide messenger RNA. Its product is annotated as ubiquitin carboxyl-terminal hydrolase 30 homolog. Gene Ontology annotation, cellular component: nucleus; cytosol. Gene Ontology annotation, molecular function: cysteine-type endopeptidase activity; cysteine-type deubiquitinase activity. Lineage: Eukaryota; Metazoa; Arthropoda; Insecta; Hemiptera; Cicadellidae. Gene Ontology annotation, biological process: protein deubiquitination. The record is from RefSeq and is a predicted model, not a curated record.
UGUUCAAGGACGAUGUUGGAUUUAUCUAUGGAAAACAUUUCAAAAUUAUCAUCAUGGGAUGAUCUGGUUAUUUACUUUGGUAGAAAUAGUGUUUAACAAGAUAUUUUAUGUUGUCAUUUGGAAACGUUCAAGAUAAAUUUUUUAAUAUGGACAAAGAACAAAUUGUGAUUUUGGCCGGAGUCACAUUAUGUGCUCUCAGCAUUGGUGCAUUUAUUUUUUGGGGCCCUAAUCCUAGGCCUAGGAGGCGAGGUGCCAUAGUGGGUCUGCAGAACCUAGGUUUCACCUGUUUCCUCAACACGCUGUUGCAAUCAUUGGCGUCCUGUGUACUGUUUAUGGAUUGGCUGGAAUCAUGCAGGGAUCAAGGGAGAGUUGCAUCCACACUCCACUAUCUUCUAAAAGUGUUGAGCAGUGAGAGAUCAAAGCUGCCUGAGAGCGUAGAGGAUCCGCUAGACCCGACAGAACUGAUUGUGGCACUCCUAGAACAUGGGUGGUCCUUCGCCAGUGGGGAGCAGGAUGCCCACGAGCUUUACCAUCUAUUAAUGACGACUCUGGAAGAGGAGGCUCACAAGGCCAUACCUGUUGACGGAGGCCUGUUGGACUCGCUGGAGCCUCAGCCAGAGGAGAAGAUGCUGCCUGAGUCACCUGGAGACAUGUCCGAGAACAGUCACGUCCAGUCCAACCAUGUGCUGAACCAACCGUCUGGUGACUCAAUGGAACAGACCCCAUCGCACUCCUCUGAAACACCAUGCCUCUCUGAAUUCAGGAUGGUCAUCAAGCAGGAAGACGUAUUCACGAGGAAGGCUAUGCCCAAAUAUGACUGCAACCGUAACUACCAGGCUUCUCCAUUCUGUGGUCUUCUUACUAGCCAGCUGCAGUGUGUUACGUGUGGCUUUAAGUCAGUACUGAAAUACGACAAGUUCGACAGUCUGUCUCUGCACAUGCCGGAGGAGGAGCGUCUGCGAUACACGCUGACUGAGCUACUAGAAAACUUCACACGUACGGAGGCGGUAACUGGUGUUGCGUGUGACGGCUGCAACAAGGGCCGAGACCCAGAUCUCCCUGCUGUCACAGCUACCUCACUCAAGUCUGUCAGCAUCGGGAAGUUGCCGAAGUCACUGUGUUUUCACGUCCAUCGAAUGUCCAUGGUAAAAAACGGUGAUCCGUACAAGAGGAGAGAAUACGUACUCUUCCCAGAGUUCCUAGUCAUGGACCGGUACACCCAAAACUCAAUCAUAAAAGAACAGAAGAUCAAAGAUGAAAUUCAAUCAGCAGAUGAAGACAAAGAGAUUUCCAUGCCAAGCUUUACCCCUCGUGAGGAUGGGUCCUGGAGCCACCUGUAUCGACUGAAGGCGGUGGUAGUACACAGCGGGACCGUGAAGAGCGGCCAUUUUGUCACCUACAGGCGUGGCCCUCUCAACUCAAGCUCUCGACACAGGUCUGACAGGUGGUACUUUACAUCGGACGAGGUGGUGAAGGAAACUACGCUGCUGGAGGUGUGUCAGGCGGCCGCGUACAUGCUCUUCUACGAGAGGUCCGCUGUUUCCGCUACCUGA